Messenger RNA from Megalobrama amblycephala (Wuchang bream), 2507 nucleotides. Its product is annotated as B-cell receptor CD22-like. The record is from RefSeq and is a predicted model, not a curated record. The transcript is spliced from 10 exons. Lineage: Eukaryota; Metazoa; Chordata; Actinopteri; Cypriniformes; Xenocyprididae. Bases 158 to 1747 code for a protein of 529 amino acids.
GUGUUUUCAUUUGCAUGGGGCAGGUCACUAAACUAGACUUUAAAAAGAGGAAGGAAAAAAUUGCAAAAACAGCAGAAGAAAGUUCUCAGCUCGCAUUUGCGGUUCACUCUCCUGGAGUCUGUUUGCUGUCUGAAACUACAACACGUUUCCUGCAGUGAUGUCACAGAGACCGGCUCCUUCUCUUCUUCUGCUGUUUCUGCUCAUGAUUCCAGGGGUUUCUAGUGCUGAUUGGGGUGUGAGAUACAGUCCUUCACACAUCUGUGCACUAAAGGACUCAUCAGUGAUAAUGAGCUGCACUUAUAAAUACCCUACUGGAUACCGGAUCAGGAGAGUGUUCUGGACCAAAACAUUGGAAAAAGAUAAUGGAGAGUUUCCAGAUCUGUCUGAGGACCCUGAAUACAGUCAGAGGCUUCAGUAUCUGGGAGAUGAACAGUGUGCCAUCAGACUGAGUCAUGUGACACUGAAGGAUUCACACGAGUACUAUUUCAGAUUCAUCACUGAUAAAGGAAAAUUGAUUGGUAAACCAGGAGUGACUCUUACUGUCACAGAUCUUCAGGUGGAGUCUCCUGAGAGAGUGACAGAGGGAGAUUCAGUCCGUCUGACAUGUAAAAGCAGCUGCACUCUGACUGACAGAGCAACAUUCAUCUGGUACAGAAACUCACAGCCAUUAACUGAGAGAAGAGACAGAAACAAUGAACUCCUGCUGCAGUCAGUCAGAAGAGAGGAUGCAGGCAGAUAUAGCUGUGCUGUACACGGACACAAUCACAUCUCUCCUGCUGUUCAGAUCAAUGUCAUGUACCCUCCAAAGAGUGUCUCAGUGUCCGUCAGUCCAUCUGGUGAAAUAGUGUCAGGAGAUUCAGUGACUCUGAUCUGCAGCAGUGAUUCAAACCCUCCUGCAGAAAUCAGCUGGUUUAAAGGAAGAACGUUUGUAGGAUCUGGAAGAAUCUACAGAAUCUCAAAGAUCAGCUCUGAUGACAGUGGAGAAUACAAGUGCAGAUCCAUCAAUGAACAUGGAGAGAAAUACUCUGAUGCUGUGACUUUAAAUGUCAUGUAUCCUCCAAAGAGCGUCUCAGUGUCCAUCAGUCCAUCUGGUAAAAUAGUGUCAGGAGAUUCAGUGACUCUGAUCUGCAGCAGUGAUUCAAACCCUCCUGCAGAAAUCAGCUGGUUUAAAGGAGGAACGUUUGUAGGAUCUGGAAGAAUCUACAGCAUCUCAAAGAUCAGCUCUGAUGACAGUGGAGAAUACAAGUGCAGAUCCAGAUAUAAACAUGAAGAGAAAGACUCUGAUGCUGUGACUUUAAAGGUGCAUCUUGGUUGGCAUGUUUGGUUGGGGAUCACAGUGGCAUGUUUAGGAUUCAUCAUCAUCAUCAUCAUCAUCAUCAUUCUGUUUAUAAUUAGAAAACGAAGAGAUGCUAAAGCUGAAGACCUCACAGUGAAACAGGACAAUCUGUACUCUAACGUAACAGGGAGAGACGUUCAUGUUUCUGAAUCAGCUGAUUGUGAUGACGCUCAGUACGCCACUGUUACUUCCAGCAAACCCAGAAGAGACAGAAACGCUCCUGAUCGCAGAGAUACUGAGGAGAUCCAGUACGCAACUGUACAACAUCACAAAAACAAACAGACCAAGAGAUCAGAGGAGAACGAAAGCCAGUACGGCAAUAUCAGGAUUCACCAGCCUGAAUCUGCUGUGAGGCGAUCAAAUGUGCAGACCUUGGAAUACGCUUCUGUGAUCUACAGCCAUGUCAGAUGAGUAAUAGAGACCAUCAUGAAGACAAAGGCCAAAACAAUUAAACCAAUGUAGCAUGCAAUGUAACAUAUUUAUUAUUCAUUAGUCAUUAAAGGGGACCUAUUAUGCCCCAUUUUACAAGAUGUAAAAUAAGCCUCUGAUGUCCCCAGAGUGUGUAUGUGAAGUUUGAACUCAAAAUACCCCACAUAUAAUGUUUUAUAUGAUGUUAAAAUUGCCAUAUAUAUGAUGUAAAAAAAAAAUUGGUGGGUGAGCAAAAAACGCACCAUUUGUGUGUGCCCCUUUAAAUGCAAAUGAGCUGCUGCUCCCGGCCUCCUUUCAAGAACAGUGUGGAGCUUCAAGAGCUCAUGCUAACAUGACAGCGUUUCCAUCAGAGUCAAGCAGUCGUAGGCGGUUUGUACAUUAUCUGUGAACGGCUUGUUCUGAGACGCUGCUUAUGAUUUAUGGGGAUUAAAAAAAAGAGUGGGUGUUUUUUUUUUUUUGUUUUUUUAUAAUUAUAGGGUGGUGGUGAAAACACACAUUUAUGUUCAAACACCAUGUAAAAGUGAAUUUUGUGUAAGAGGUCCCCUUUAAAUCAGGUAAAUAGAUGGCAGGAAUAAAGUGUCUGUAAUCUUUUCUACAUUACAAGAGCAGAAUACCAAUGAAAGAGCCAAGGACCCACAACAUGAUGUUUGGUGAGACUAAAAAACAUUUUGUGAUGUCACUGGCUGGUAAUUUGUUUCUUAAAGUUGAUUUGAAAUUUUGACUUCAAAUGUUUUCUGAGCAA